Molecule: messenger RNA, 2349 nt
Organism: Orbilia oligospora ATCC 24927
Lineage: Eukaryota; Fungi; Ascomycota; Orbiliomycetes; Orbiliales; Orbiliaceae
Exons: 8
Coding region: 1-2349 (782 amino acids)
Molecular function (GO): chitin binding
Source: RefSeq, a predicted model, not a curated record
AUGCGACCAACACUCCUUUCUAUCCUUUCCCUCUCAACUUUCGUUCUGGCAAACAUUGUUUUCCCUAAACCACAAAUUGCCUGUAACCCCUCUAUCAUUAUCCAUGGGUAUACGGAAUGUCAAGCAGGGCAGGUUUGUGGAACGGAGGGUAUAUGCCUCUAUCAGUCACAUCCGAAAUUCGCUCGAGCCUACAGCUCCGAUGGGAAAUGCGGUGUACAAAACGGCGGCCUUCUUUGCAACCCAAACUCCAAAACCUACAAAGGUACCUGUUGCUCAAAGUACGGCUGGUGUGGUAACUCUGAAGCUCAUUGUAACGAUGGUUGCCAAUCAGGCUGCAAAAGGCCCAUUUCGCCUGCUCUGGGCUCCGAAACUAAAGAUGGCCGAUGUGGGAAGGCAUUCGGAAAUAUUUUCUGUGGGAAAUGGCCAUACGGAAGGUGCUGCUCGGCUGCUGGUUUCUGCGGCGUGACUAAGGACCAUUGCAAUCCUGCGCUAGGCUGUCAAUCAGGUUGUAAAUCUUCACCACCGCCGCCGGGCCGUGCCACGAGCGCCAGUGAACCUAAAAUCACACAUCGUCCCGGAGGUGGGUCGAACAACGGCCCUAUUACAACAAAUGGUCAGUGUGGAGUACAGAAUAAUGGAGCUGUCUGUGGCGAUUGGUCACAGGGCCUUCCGCGAAGAUGUUGUAGUAUGUAUGGAUUUUGCGGCACGACUGAUGAUCAUUGCGGCGUCGGCUGCCAGAGCGGCGAGUGUAUCGGGGCACCUAUUUCUCCUGCUCCGGGGCCAGCCCCAGCACAUAGGGGGCUCGGCACAUUCUUCAGCGUGAUUGGGCAAGCCGGGGUUCCUGCUAUGCAUGCUGCCCUAAUGACUAAUGGUAAAGUGGUUUUUUUGGACAAAGUCGAGAAUUAUUCCCAACUUAGACUUAGGAAUGGACAGUACGCCUACUCAUCAGAAUUCGACCCAAACACUGGCCAAGUAGUACCACUUGCGUAUAAAACAAAUGCAUUUUGUUCUGGUGGGACAUUUCUCGCCGACGGCAGACUUCUGAAUAUUGGUGGAAAUGGACCCCUUGACUUCAUCGAUCCGACGGUAACUGAUGGAUUUGAUGCUUUGAGGUACCUCCAAAGAGGCUUUGGAACCGCAUCCCUAGAUGGGCAUGAUUGGAUCGAACCAGGGAACAAACUUGCGUCAAAAAGGUGGUAUGCAUCUGCUCAAACCCUUCCAGAUGGUAGGGUUUUCGUUGCAUCUGGCAGUCUUAACGGUCUCGAUCCAACGCUUGCUACGAAUAAUAACCCGACCUACGAGAUCCUCUCACCUGAGGGUAUUACAAAUGGGGUGAAGGUCCGUAUGGGUAUUCUGGUCAAGGCCCAGCCGUAUUAUAUGUAUCCUUUUAUCCACACACUAAGAGAUGGUAACCUUUUCAUCUUCAUCUCGAAGUUCGCUCAAAUCUUCAACGUUGACCAGAACGCGGUUGUACACCAGCUGCCAGAUCUUCCAGGGGGUUAUAGAACGUAUCCAAACACGGGAACUAGCGUUCUACUCCCACUCUCUAGCUCUGACGGGUAUAAAUCGCAUAUUUUAGUCUGUGGAGGCGGUGCUUAUCAGGAUAUUACAUCCCCAACCGAUGCUUCUUGUGGUCGAAUUAUUGCUGAUGACCCCGGAGCACAAUGGACUCUUGAAAGUAUGCCACAAGGCCGUGUCAUGGUUGACGGUCUCUUGCUCGCAGAUGGCAAAGUCCUGCUGGUGAAUGGAGCCAAUAGAGGAGCCCAGGGUUUUGACUUGGCGGAUAGCCCGACCUUAUCUCCUCUCAUCUAUAACCCUGAUGCCCCUCGGGGACAACGUUUCACGGAAUACCCCGGCAGUCCAAUCCCAAGGCUUUACCACUCAGUUGCAUUGCUACUUCUAGAUGGGACAGUCCUCAUCGCAGGAUCAAAUCCAGUUGAACAGCCAAUCCUCCAACCAAACGGCCAACAUCCCUUCGUCACCGAUUUUAGGGUCGAGCGCUGGGUUCCACCGUAUCUUCUAGGCGAAAAUGCUGGUAGGCGUCCUCGAAAUAUUCGUCUUGCGGCCAAGACGCUAGCUCCUGGCGGAACCUACACGCUUGAAUUUGAUGUUAUCGGAGACUCCAAGAGCGUUAAGGUUGUACUUUAUCAUGGGGGAUUUGUUACCCAUUCUGUCCACAUGGGACAUCGGAUGGUUUUCCUGGAUAAUUCUGGAUUCCAAAGCGGGACCACUCACCAAAAUAUCCGCCUCAAAAUCCCGUCAAGAAAUACAGCACAGCCCGGGCCUUGGGUUAUCUACGUUCUGUUGGAUGGUAUCCCGUCAAUCGGACAGUUUGUUAAGAUCCAAUGA